Molecule: messenger RNA, 1008 nt
Organism: Debaryomyces hansenii CBS767
Lineage: Eukaryota; Fungi; Ascomycota; Pichiomycetes; Serinales; Debaryomycetaceae
Gene: OAC1
Product: Oac1p
Exons: 1
Coding region: 1-1008 (335 amino acids)
Source: RefSeq, a predicted model, not a curated record
AUGACGGUCAACGAAGAGGUUGGAAGUAACCCAAAUAAAAGUGCUGCUGAAAAUGUUUCGACAUUAGGUGGUUUUUUGGCCGGUGGUUUGGCUGCAUGUGGUGCAGUUACAUUUACAAAUCCUAUUGAAUUGAUCAAAACAAGAAUGCAAUUGCAGGGAGAGUUGAGCAAAAAUUCUAAUGCUCCUAAAUUGUAUAAAAACCCAUUCCAGGCGUUUGGACUUAUUUAUAGGAAGGAGGGUAUCAAAGGCUUGCAGCAAGGUUUGACAUGCGGUUACUACUAUCAAUUAGGUCUUAAUGGGUGUCGUAUUGGGCUUUACGAGCCUAGUCGUUAUUUCUUAACCAAGAUUUUGAAGCCAUCUAGUUUUAAAGAGGGCGAGAAGGUUCCUCAGAACUUGUGGAUCAAUGUUCUUGCGGGCUUUGCCUCAGGUGCAGCUGGUGCUGUGCUUGCGUCGCCAUUUUUUCUUAUCAAGACCAGAAUGCAGUCAUAUUCCGGAGCUAAAGCAGCAUCUUCGGAAGGUGCCCAAGGCGUGGGUCAGCAGACUUAUUAUAAGGGUUCCGCAGAUGGCUUGCUGAAGAUCUACAAAGCCGAAGGUAUCGUAGGUUUAUUCCGUGGUGUUGAUGCCGCCAUUUUGCGUACUGGUGCUGGUUCUGCUGCCCAGUUACCAGUGUACAACUUCACAAAAUCAUUAUUAUUAGAGUACGAUAUUGUCGAAGAUAAUUCCACUGGUUUGCAUUUUCUUUCGGGUGCCCUGGCCGGUUUGGGUGUCGCGAUUGUAAUGAACCCAUGGGACGUCAUUUUAACGAGAGUUUAUAACCAGAAAGGAGAUCUAUAUAAAGGACCUAUAGACUGUUUUUCCAAGACCGUCAGAACAGAAGGCUUCAGUGCGUUGUACAAGGGUUUCUACGCCCAGUUGUUCAGAAUUUGGCCUCACUCGAUUCUUACGUUGAUGUUUAUGGAACACUGUAUGAAUGCUAUGGAAAAAAUUGAAAGAAAAUUACAUAGCUAA